AUGGAGAACGCAGAGCCAGGUUGUUCUCAGCCAAAACGUAAAAAAAUAUGUGUAAAAAACCCUAAAAAGUUAACAGAAGAAGAACUUGAAUACUUUUUAACACAAUCAGAUAGUGAAGAUAAAUAUAUUUCAUCGAAAGACGAAUAUAUUCCAUCUACAGACGACAAGGAUGGGGAUGAGUUGGAUUUCGGUGUAUUUGAUUUCAUCAUUGUUGGUGGGGGUGCUGCUGGCUGCGUAUUAGCCAAUCGACUUUCUGAAAUCCCUAGCUGGAAAAUUUUGUUGAUAGAAGCAGGAGACCAAGGAAAUACUGUUACAGAUAUUCCUGCUAUGUUGGUAUACUCAAUAAACUCUCCAUUCAACUGGGGUUAUAAAUCCAUCCCGCAAUCACAGUGUUGCCAAGGCAUGAGAAACUAUUCAUGUAACAUUCCCAGAGGAAAAGGCCUUGGUGGAUCCAGUUUGAUCAGCGCUAUGCUCUACGUCCGUGGUAAUCCUGAUGAUUACAACCAAUGGGUCAAGCUUGGAAAUCCAAACUGGUCAUAUGAGGAAUGCUUACCUUAUUUUAAAAAAGCGGAAACAGCAGAUUUUGUCACCCCAGAUCAAACGUACCACGGAACUACUGGACCAGUUCAUGUUAAUUAUACUGGUCCUUCUUCUGUAAUUAAUACCGCGUUCUUCCAAGCUGCAACCUUUGAUAUGGGAUUAAAAAUACUUGACUAUAAUGGUAAAGAGCAAAUUGGAGCAGGUCAAUUGCAGUCCACUAUAAACUUUAACAAAAGAGUGGAAGCUGGAUCAGCAUAUGUCACUCCUAUAAUAAAAACUAGAACUAACCUUAUUGUCUCUCUUCGUUCAUUUGCUACAAAAGUUGUAAUAUACGGAAAAAAAGCUGUGGGCGUCGAAUUUAUUAAAGAUAGAAAAAAAUACUUUGCUAAAGCAUCAAAAGAAAUUUUGGUAACUGCAGGUGCCGUUAAUUCUGCUCAAAUUUUAAUGUUAUCAGGAAUUGGCCCCAAGGAACAUUUAACAAAACUGGGUAUAAAGGUAUUAAAAAAUUUACCUGUAGGACAACACUUGGUAGAUCACCCAGUAUUUGCAGGAUUAUUUUUUACCACGAGACUCUCUCAGCCAGAAGUUUCUUUACCAGAACAGGUGCACGAGUAUCAAAGUGCUAAUACUCCUUUAACUAGAUGCUUUGGAGCUGAAAAUAUAGUUUAUACAAAUAUAAAUAACGAUAGUAGUGCUGUUCCUGAUAUAGAAUUUAUAGCUUAUGCACCACCAAGAGGAGGGGAUGCACAAGUAUUGUUUAAUUUUGAUGAUAACAAUAAUAAUGCUUACAAUAAAUUAAAUAUGGCAGGAAGUAUUCAAGUGAUGGUAAAUUUAGCACACCCAGAGUCAUCAGGAUCUGUCCAGUUAAAAUCAAGCAGUCCACUAGAUUUCCCUUUAAUUGACUUAGGACUACUAACAGACAAAAACAAUAAAGAUAUAAAUACCAUGUUGAAAGGCAUAAAGUAUGCUAUAAAGUUCUUUACGGGGAAACAAUUUGACAAUAUCGGUUCCUUUAUUUCCUUCGAAGUUCCAAAAUGUCAAUCGCACAAAUUUAACUCGGAUGCUUAUUGGUACUGCGCAAUUCGACAGUUGACAAUGGGCUACUUUCACCUUACUGGCACUACAAGAAUGGGCCCGUGCUAUAGAAAUUCUGUUGUUAAUGCUUCUUUGGUGGUUCAUGGAAUGGAUAAUUUGAGGGUUGUAGGAGAAGGUUCUAUACCACGUCAAGUAGCAGGACAUCUUUAUGGACCUGUAUUAAUGAUGGCAGAGAAAAUAUCAGAUGAUAUUAAAAAAAAAUAUGAACACGUACAAAAUUCUGUAACACGGUUAUUUAAGUAA
Molecule: messenger RNA, 1878 nt
Organism: Diabrotica balteata
Lineage: Eukaryota; Metazoa; Arthropoda; Insecta; Coleoptera; Chrysomelidae
Source: the annotation of a GenBank genome assembly